This is a messenger RNA of Trichoderma reesei QM6a, 3684 nucleotides long. RefSeq lists its product as uncharacterized. The transcript has 4 exons. Bases 1 to 3684 code for a protein of 1227 amino acids. Gene Ontology annotation, biological process: carbohydrate metabolic process. Gene Ontology annotation, molecular function: phosphopantetheine binding; kinase activity. NCBI's taxonomy places the organism in Eukaryota, Fungi, Ascomycota, Sordariomycetes, Hypocreales, Hypocreaceae. The record is from RefSeq and is a predicted model, not a curated record.
AUGCCUGCGACGAUAUACAUUCCUUCAUCUCGGCCAAAGCCACCAGAGGCGUCACCUGGACUCGGCCUGGCACCGUCUGUGGCAACAUCCACAACUCCUACCACGACAUCCAAGCCUGAUUCGGCAUUACGAACAGUCGAUGCAUUGGUGCGCCAACGAGCUAUCAACUACCCCCGGGAUCACAUUGUCUCGUAUCCAAGAUCAGGCAUCGACUAUGUAAACUACAAUCUACAACAGCUUGAUGUGUUUGCGUGGAGGGUGGCAACUCACUAUGCGCAAUCCAUUCCAACGCGAAAGUCUUCGAAAGAGAAGCCGCGUGUUGUAGCGCUCUUAGGGCUGUCAAACCUUGAGUAUCUCAUCACGUUGCUGGCUUUGACAAAGCUCGGGCAUACUGUCCUACUUGUGUCUACGAGAAUCACGGUUGAAGCUGUUGAGUCUCUUGUGAAUGCCACGUCGGCGGCCACAAUCAUCGCCGAUAAGAAACAUUUCAACACAGCCAGAGGAGUGCAGCAAUUAGUCCCCUCCUUGGAGCUGCUUGACAUCAUUGAUCGCGCGGCAUUCGAGUAUCCAAUCGAGGCUCAUGGUGAUACCCAGCUUGAUUCGCAUCUCGAUCCUGAAGUUGAGACUCACAACAUCGCCUUUAUCAUACACUCAAGUGGAUCAACUGGCCACCCAAAGCCGAUAUACCAGCCUCACAGAGCAUGUCUCGCAAACUACGCUGUGAGCAUGGAGAUGAAGUCAUUCAUUACGCUGCCGCUGUUCCACAAUCAUGGCAUCUGUAACUUCUUUCGAGCACUAUAUUGUCGAAAGUCUAUCCACCUUUACAACGCCGAGCUUCCCUUGACUCAAGACUACCUGCUAAAGGUCAUGCAAGCACAUCGCUUCGAGAUCUUCUACGGUGUCCCUUAUGCACUCAAGUUACUCUCAGAGUCACACAGAGGCAUUAGCCUGCUUCAGGAGCUCAAGGUUGUCAUGUACGGUGGCUCGGCCUGUCCAGACGAUCUUGGCAACCUUCUCGUCGACAAUGGGGUCAAUCUCAUUGGUCAUUACGGGGCUACUGAGGUUGGGCAGCUGAUGACCUCGUUCCGACCUGAGGGCGACAAGGCGUGGAACUAUGUACGAGAAACGGACAACGUUUCUUCAUUUCUUCGCUGGGUCCAACGAGGCCCGAAUCUGUACGAAUGCGUCGUCUUGGACGGUUGGCCAUCCAAAGUACAAUCUAAUCAACCCGACGGCUCUUAUGCGACGAAAGACCUGUUUCAACCGCACCCGAGCAUUCCCAGAGCCUGGAAGUACAUUGCUCGACUCGACGACACGAUCGUUCUCGUCAAUGGAGAAAAGUUCAACCCAGUGUUGAUGGAAGGAAAGAUUCGAUCCAACAAGAGCGUCGCCGAAGCCGUCGUAUUUGGCGCUGGGCGUUCGCAUCUGGGACUGCUGCUUGUUCCUGCUGCGACAUUGGCCGGUCGUUCUGAAGGAGAGAUACUCGAUAUGGUUUGGCCCAUCGUCACUUCAGCAAACCAGUCUGCAGAUUCCUUUGCCCGGAUCUCGAGAAACAUGAUUCGGAUAUUGCCACAUGAUUGCGCAUAUCCUCGGACGGACAAGGGAAGCAUCAUUCGCCAGGCCUUCUAUAAACAAUUUCAGCACGAGAUUGAGGAGACGUAUGACCGUGUAGAUACGGUACCUGGCGAGCUGUCUCGACUCAAUCUCUCAGAGCUGCAACAGUUCCUCAGCGAUCUUUUAACAAGUGCCCUCCGCAUGGCCAAUCCGGUUGAAGCUGACGACGACUUUUUCGUCUUGGGCCUCGACUCCCUGCAAGCCAUUCAGAUGAGAAGUGAGAUCCUGCGGAGAAUUGACAUCGGUGGAAACAAGCUUGGCCAGCAAGUCGUCUUUGAGCAUCCAACGAUCAAGAGAUUGAGUAGCUUCCUCCUAAGUCUUCGCACCGGCGGAGACACGAGAGAGGAGCCAUCCAUCAUACAGCAGAUGGGGAGCUUGGUGAUGAAGUAUUCAGCCAAGAUCCCUUCAAAGGCUACAGAUGCAGCUGUUGUCGUUACAGGCGCCACAGGUUCUCUAGGAGCUCAUGUGGUUGCAAAACUAGCAUCGCGGCCAGAUAUCAAUCAAGUCUACUGCCUGGUUCGCGCACGCGAUCCGUCUCAUGGUCAUCAACGAGUUGUAAGCUCGAUGCUCCAGAGAAGAGUCUAUCACUUACUACCACUAUCUUCGCGGCGCAAGAUCAAAGCCCUACCAUCAGACCUGUCGGAGCCAGAUCUUGGCCUCUCUCAAGAGGAUUACAGGACUGUAACUGAGAACCUCACUGCAGUCGUUCACUGUGCAUGGUCAGUCAACUUCAACAUGCACCUUCUGAGCUUCGAAAAGGCAAACAUCGCGGGUGUAUGUAACCUCAUUUCCCUCUGUCAAUCAGCGCAGUCGCCCGCAAGUAUGAACUUUUGCUCGUCCGUCAGUACAUGCUCGCAGGCGACAGAGACCCCGGUGCCCGAGCGAGUUCCGGACUUUUCAUGGGCUCAGAACAUGGGAUAUGCCCAGUCCAAGUCUGUCGCUGAGCACAUCUGCGCGAGAGCUGCCUCUCAAGGCGUCACGACUCGCGUGUUGCGCAUCGGGCAGAUCAUUGGCGAUACGGAGCACGGCGUCUGGAAUGCUCAGGAAGCGGUGCCCAUGAUGCUCCAGACUGCAGUCACUAUCGGGACUCUGCCAAAACUCCAGGAGACGCCAUCGUGGUUACCGGUCGAUGUUGUAGCAGAUGCUGUCACGGACAUUUCACUCUCCGGAGCAGGCAGUGUCUUUGCCAAUGUCACCAAUCCGCAAGUCUUCAGCUGGACAGGCGAUCUUCUGCCGGCUCUGCGCAAAUGCGGACUUGUCUUUGACGAAGUCGAGCCAAAAGAAUGGAUCAAGAGAUUGCGAGGAUCGAACCCCGAUCCAAUUGCAAACCCGCCGAUCAAAUUGGUAGACUUUUUCGCUUCCAAGUAUGACAAGGACUCAUUCAGUCCUCCCAAGCUGUUUGCUACAGAUGUAGCACAAUCUCUGUCACCGGCCCUGAGCAAAUUUCCGAGUCUUCAGGAAUCGCAUGUCGCGAAAUUUGUCGGCUUUCUCACCGACAGAGCAUGGAACAUCCCGACGUCUCCAACUAGGAUUCAAAAAAGGGCGAUUAUCAUGAUAGGACCCUGUGGAACGGGAAAAUCCACCAUUGGAAGAGCACUCUCGCAGACGCUUGAUGUUCCGUUUAUCGAAGGCGACGAAUUACACUCUUGUUUGUCCAUCGAGAAGAUGCAAUCUGGUGUGAGUCUCACUGAUGAUGAUCGCACAUCAUGGCUGGACCGUAUCAGCCAGCGCGCGACAGAUACGCUUUUCAACCUCGCUCAUGAUUCAGUCGUAAUCAGUUGCUCCGCGCUGAAAGAAGCGUAUCGCGACAAAAUCCGCCUUCAUUUGUCCGCACUCAAGGUAAAGGUCGUUUUCAUUGACCUGCAAGCGGACAAAGAGGCUCUCGUCAAGAGACUGAAGGAGCGCCACGGGCAUUAUAUGAGUGUAGAUUUGGUCGAUAGCCAGCUAGCUUCAUAUGAAAAGCCCAGUGGCAAGGAAUAUGAUGUUGUUCCUAUUGAUGCGGAAUUGGAUGAGAAGACGGUGUUGAUGACGGUUCGGUGGGUGUUGGAUGACGCUGUUGGAUGGCUCUAA